Entamoeba nuttalli P19 is the source of this 1215-nucleotide messenger RNA. Its product is annotated as pleckstrin (PH) domain containing family protein. NCBI's taxonomy places the organism in Eukaryota, Evosea, Mastigamoebida, Endamoebidae. The transcript has 2 exons. Gene Ontology annotation, cellular component: plasma membrane. Gene Ontology annotation, biological process: actin cytoskeleton organization. The coding region runs from base 1 to 1215 and encodes 404 amino acids. The record is from RefSeq and is a predicted model, not a curated record.
AUGAGUAACCAUCCAAAUUUUAAUAAUUUCAAGAAGACUCAUUUAAAAGACCUUCAGCCUGGUGUUCGUGAAGGUUGGUUAAAGAAAAAGGGGUAUGACUUCCAUACAUGGAAAAAAAGAUAUUUUAUUAUCAAAAAUGAAUUUAUUUAUUAUUUUAGUAAUGCUAAUCCAACUUCUACUCCAAAAGGAGUUAUUGAGUUAAAUUCAAAGUCUCAAGCUAAAAUAAUUGAUGACACAUUCAUGAAUAUUGUUAUUUGUAGUGUUCAUAGAAAUCAAGAAAUUAUUGCUGACACUCCUGACAUGGGUGCUGCUUGGGUUGAUUCAAUUAACAGUCAUAUAAAAACUCUUCAGAAAGUUGAAGAACAGAGAAAGAAAGAAGCAGAACUUGUUUCAACUCCUUUUUGUGGUAAGUCAUGGCCUGAAGUUAAGAAUGAAAUUAAUGUUUGUAAACAUUUAAAUGAAAGACAAGUUCCACCAACAGACUUAAUUCAAAUCAUGAAUAAUAUUGGAAAAGAUACUUGUGAGAGAUAUUUUUAUAAUAUUCUUUUAGAAUGUAUUACUACUUGGAAUGAUGAUGAAAUUGCUAACUUUGUUUGGAAUUAUUUCUGUAGACAUCUUGUUAGGCAAGAAGAAGUUCAAAUACAAGAUAAAAUGAAAAGAAGAAAGUCUAUUAUGAAAACUGAAUCUGGAACUAUGUACAAAUUACUUUCUGACCUUAAUAUUAUUUUUGGUGGAACUCAAGGUGCCGUUCUAACUGCUUUUGGAGGUGAAAGUGAAAAUAGUGAUGACAUUAUAAUGGUGCUUGGAAGAAACACACAAGCUGGAGUAAGACUUGCUGCUAUCUAUAACUAUAUCAUUGAAAAUAAUAAAAUUUCAUUUAACGAAGUUAUUCGAACAAUUUUAGAUGCAAUGGAACGAUGGAGAAUGAGGACUGAAGAACCAAUGUUUAGGGCAUUUGUGACUGGUAUUACUGGAAAUUGGAAUCCUGCUAAAGUUGCAUCUCUUAUUUCUUUUCUUUCUUCUUUUACAAAAGAACAUGACUCAUUUCCUUUAUUUGAAGAGCCAUGGGAAGAACUUCCUCCACAUGCUCUUUCCUUUAUCUUAGCAUAUGCUAAUCAUUGGAAUACAGAAGAAAAGAAAGAGUUUAUUACAAUAGGAAAUAUGCUUUGGGGAUGGAAAAUAGAAACAUAUAAUAAAUUAACAAACCAAAUAUGA